Messenger RNA from Danio aesculapii, 832 nucleotides. RefSeq names its product coiled-coil domain containing 103 (gene dnaaf19). The record is from RefSeq and is a predicted model, not a curated record. Bases 9 to 752 code for a protein of 247 amino acids. Gene Ontology annotation, cellular component: outer dynein arm. Gene Ontology annotation, biological process: epithelial cilium movement involved in extracellular fluid movement; inner dynein arm assembly; determination of left/right symmetry. The transcript is spliced from 3 exons. Lineage: Eukaryota; Metazoa; Chordata; Actinopteri; Cypriniformes; Danionidae.
CAGCAGGAAUGGAGAACUCUGAUGUGAUAAAUUUCAGUUGUCUCGAAAAAGAGCUACACUCGGCGCUGCAAGCGGACAGAAAAUACCAGAGGGAAAAUGAUGCCAAGUUUCGUGCUUUGAACCAAAAGGUCGCCAGCUACGAAGAAUUCAGAGACAUUGUUCUCGCAUCUCACUUGAAACCACUUGAUCGAAACGACAUCUCUGGUGCACCCCGAAAGCAACCAUGGAAUCCAGUUGCUUGUAGGACAAAGUAUGAAUGCGCUUCAUAUGAGCAGGUCCAGACACAAUUAUCUGAGGUCCAGCCAAGAAGUGCAUCAGAGUUCAUCCGUGACUGGCGCAGGUUUGCAGGAUGCUCAUUUGAAAAGUACAGUCUCCUUGUAAGUCUCGGAGGAGAGGCUCUUCAAAAAAUCUUCAGCACUGAGAUUGGCCUCGGUCUUCUAGGAGAGUUCCUUCUGAUUCUGUGUCAGUGUCUAAAGUCAGGGGAUGAGGAAAGAGUGACUGGAGUGCUGGACGGCUUGUCCAAAACAGGCCGCUUUUGCAUUAACCUGUCUCUUCUCAGUCAGGCAGAACUAAAAGCCUGUGAGGAGCUAUUCAACAAGCUAAACGUUGCAGCAGGUGAAUGUUAUCCAUCUAAUGAUGAUAUUUUAAACACUUCAGUUGUUUGUGAGGCAGGUCUGACACAUAUGGAGGAUAACGAGACUGACAUUACAACAAAACUUAAAGAAUUAGCAGGAAAAUACUGCACUAAAUAAUAGUUUAUACAAAAAAAUCCAUUGGUUUCUUAAGUAUCAUAUAUUUUUUGUGUGUUGUUAGUUUUCAGGCAAAAUAUGUU